This is a messenger RNA of Myotis davidii, 2791 nucleotides long. It is a transcript of the gene APBA1, whose product is annotated as amyloid beta precursor protein binding family A member 1. Gene Ontology annotation, molecular function: protein binding; amyloid-beta binding. Gene Ontology annotation, cellular component: plasma membrane; dendritic spine; cytoplasm. NCBI's taxonomy places the organism in Eukaryota, Metazoa, Chordata, Mammalia, Chiroptera, Vespertilionidae. The transcript has 12 exons. Gene Ontology annotation, biological process: chemical synaptic transmission. The annotation marks the transcript as partial. The record is from RefSeq and is a predicted model, not a curated record.
GGGCAGCAGCGGGCGGCGGGCACCGUGGUGGGCGAGGCGGUGCAGCGGUACAGCAAGGAGAAGAGGGAUGCCAUCUCGCUGGCCAUCAAGGAUAUUAAGGAGGCCAUCGAGGAGGUGAAAACCAGGACCAUCCGUUCGCCUUACACCCCCGACGAGCCCAAAGAGCCCAUCUGGGUCAUGCGCCAGGACAUCAGCCCCACCAGAGAUUGCGAUGACCAGAGGCCCGGGGAUGGAGACUCUCCCUCUCCGGGCAGCUCCUCGCCCCUGGGCGCAGAGUCUUCAAGUACACCCCUUCAUCCCAGUGACCCCGCGGAAGGCUCCGCCAACAAAGAGUCAAGAAAAAGCUUGGCUUCAUUCCCAACCUACGUUGAAGUUCCCGGACCUUGUGACCCUGAAGACUUAAUCGAUGGAAUCAUUUUUGCUGCCAAUUACCUUGGCUCUACCCAGCUGCUCUCCGACAAAACUCCCUCCAAAAACGUGCGCAUGAUGCAGGCCCAGGAAGCGGUGAGCAGGAUCAAGAUGGCCCAGAAAUUAGCCAAAAGCAGGAAGAAGGCUCCGGAAGGCGAGUCUCAGCCAAUGACUGAAGUGGAUCUCUUCAUUUCUACGCAGAGAAUCAAAGUAUUGAAUGCUGACACACAGGAGACGAUGAUGGACCACCCUCUGAGGACCAUUUCCUACAUCGCAGACAUCGGGAACAUCGUCGUGCUGAUGGCCCGCAGGCGGAUGCCACGCUCCAACUCCCAGGAGAACGUGGAGGCCUCGCACCCGUCCCAGGAUGGGAAAAGGCAGUACAAGAUGAUCUGCCACGUCUUCGAAUCUGAGGACGCCCAGCUGAUCGCACAGUCCAUAGGGCAGGCGUUCAGCGUGGCUUACCAGGAAUUCCUCAGGGCCAACGGGAUUAACCCUGAGGACCUCAGCCAGAAGGAGUACAGCGACCUGCUCAACACCCAGGACAUGUACAACGACGACCUGAUCCACUUCUCAAAGUCAGAAAACUGCAAAGAUGUCUUCAUAGAGAAGCAGAAAGGAGAGAUCCUGGGUGUGGUGAUCGUGGAGUCUGGCUGGGGCUCCAUCCUGCCCACCGUGAUCAUAGCCAACAUGAUGCAUGGCGGGCCUGCCGAGAAGUCGGGGAAGCUGAAUAUCGGCGACCAGAUCAUGUCCAUCAACGGCACCAGCCUGGUGGGCCUGCCUCUGUCCACUUGCCAGAGCAUCAUUAAGGGCCUGAAGAACCAGGCGCGGGUGAAGCUGAACAUUGUGAGGUGCCCGCCGGUGACCACCGUGCUGAUCCGGAGGCCGGACCUUCGCUACCAGCUGGGUUUCAGCGUCCAGAACGGAAUUAUCUGCAGCCUCAUGCGAGGGGGAAUAGCCGAGAGGGGAGGCGUCCGCGUGGGGCACCGGAUCAUCGAGAUCAACGGGCAGAGCGUGGUCGCCACCCCGCAUGAGAAGAUCGUCCACAUCCUCUCCAACGCUGUGGGGGAGAUUCACAUGAAGACGAUGCCGGCUGCCAUGUACAGACUGCUGACGGCCCAGGAGCAGCCCGUGUACAUCUGAGGCCGCGCCCACCGCCCGGCGCUUGCAUGGAGGACUCUCCUCGCUCGUGGUUGUGUUUCUCGUGCUGCAUCUGUGUGCCCACUGAGACUUCCCCUCGUGCCCAGCAUUCGGUCUGCACAGGAAGGAAGGAAUCCGUCAAGACUUUGCUCUCUGUCUCUCCUGUUUACUUUUGUUUUUUUAAUACCAGGGAAGUUUGUAUGCACUCCCCUGAGGAUGGAGAGCAGCCAGUAUCCACCUGGUACCUGCCCAGGACUGGACUGUCCUGAGGGCAUGCGGGGCAGGCACCGCCCAAGGGGGAAUGCUCCCUUCCCAGGAGGGGCCGGCCUCUUAGAGGAGCUCAGAGGACAGCAAGCUGCUGACUCAGCAGUGCCUACAAGCCCAUCACUGAUCUCUGCUCUCCUCCAGUAAGUGUGUGGGAAUACGGGGGUGACAGACCAGCCCACCAUGUACGUGGGGCACCAUCCAUUAUUUCUGCCCAGAAUUUCUGAGCCGACCUAAGGCUCCUUUUAUAGCUCCAAUUUCAACACAAUUGUUUUCUAAUAGGAGCCCCUCCCCCAAGGAUGUCACCAUGUGUUGGCAAUUCCUGGGACAUCAUAGCUUCUGGGUUGUCUUGAGGUUACACACUAUUAGAUGAACGUGGGCAGGUGCUGCCUGCCUCCAUCCAUGUCACCCACCUGUAUGGACACACAGUCUUACAUAUAUAUCACCCUUCCCUCCUCCCUUCCACCCAGGAGGCACACAGAGCCCCUGGAGAACCCCCAUUACCUCUGUCUGAGCCCCCCUCCCCUGGCUGCUGAGACCCUGGGGCUGGUCAGCUCUGUCCUGGGAGAGAUGCCCUGUGGCUCAGGCCCAGCCCUGCCAGCACCAUCUGGGCUCAGUGUUCUGGUGGCCGCCCUUCCCCGCUCACACACACUCACACACAGGGAGCCUGGGAAGGCAGGACUGCUCACCUGGAAGACGGGGAUGCAGGUGCGUUUGUGUGACAUUUGCUCCUCUGCUCAGGGCCACUAGGCAGUAUUCAACCUGUGAACAGCCAGGAGAGCACAUAAACCACAGAGCUAAGGGGACAAUCAUGACCUCAAGCUAUGCCCGAGUCCCCAGCGUGCUCCCGAAACUUCCCCUUGCUGCCUCGUGGGUCUGAGCGUUUAAUCGGUGUGGAGUGUUACGUGUUUUUUUUAAAUCAGGUGCCUCAUGUGUAUGAGUCCUGUCUCAGUUCGGUGAAAAUAUUUUAGUAAUUUUA